AUGUCAGCCGCCGCCGCCGGUUGGGGUCAGCCUUUGGCAACAAAAUCGCCAGCAUCCCGACGAUCAUUAGGCCACUUCAGGUCUCUCUCCUCCAUCGCAGCUGCCCCCAGCUACCAUCCCCGAACUCCGUCGCUCACUCCCGACCGCACGCCGAUCAAAUCCUCAUCCUCCACACAUCUACCUCUCGGGGUAAAGAGUGCGUCUGUAGAUUUUGGAGACGAGAUGAGCACCAUACCCGACCCCCGAAGUCGAGCCAUUAGUCCGGCUGAUGACAGUGGUGUUGCGACUCCUAACCAUCACCCUGACCUUAAUGAUGAAGUCGCCACUCUCAGCAACAAGCUCAUCAAUGCAAUCAACCAUCAAACAAUAUUAGACGACUCAUUAUCCGCCGCCCGCCACGAACUUGAUGCCGCACGCGAUCGUAUUCGCGACUUGGAAACUCAAAACGCCUCGCAACGCGAAAUGUUGGCCGGUGACGUGUGGGUUCGUAAACACACCGUUGAGGCUGAAAAGAAGGUUUGGCAGGCCAAAAUAGCCGUGGAGCGCCAAAAGCGUCUUGACACAGAAAUGGAAAAGAAGAAGAUCGAGCAAGAACUGGAAAAUCUUACCGCCGCAUUGUUCGAGGAGGCGAAUAAGAUGGUUAUCGCUGCCAAGGAAGAGGCCAAAGCUGAUCAUGAAGUCUUGCAACGCAAGAACGACCAGCUCAAAUCUCAACUCGCAGAUACAGAGAGCAUACUCAAGUCGCAACAAGAGCAACUUGUAGAGCUCAAGCAUGUCAUGGAACACAUGGCUGCCGGACGAGAGGAACACACUAACCCUACUGCUCCCUCUUCUCCUGGAUUGACAAAGCCUGACACUCGGGACGAUCGCCGAUCCUCCACUGAAGAGCCAAUGCCUUCGUUAUGGAGUGCUGCCGCGGUUGUCGAACCCGCCCAUCCAACGAGCCUCUCCCAUCUCAUCCAGCCCGUCUUGCGAACCGAUCUAGCUUCUUAUGAUGACUUUGUCAGCCUCACCCGGAUCUCUCGAAACCGCGCCAGUAGCCGUGUAUCCUCAGGCUCCGUGAGUGCAUUGAAUGCGUUGACUGGGUUUGGACUCGGCGGUUCAAUAUCAAGCGCCCAUCCCUCAAACGCAUCUACUACUUCGCUCGGCACUCCUAUUCCUGGUCCCGGAAGUGCACCUCAGUCACCGAAUACCCCAGCCUCAACUGUCAGCGCUGCUUCGAACGCCUCGGCCACCCCUCUCCCAAGUUUAAGAGAGACGAAGUUCUACAAACGUGUUCUGGCAGAGGAUAUCGAGCCCACACUCCGUCUGGACAUGGCACCAGGAUUGUCUUGGCUCGCUCGACGAUCAGUUAUCGCCUCUAUUGCCGACGGAACAUUGGUAGUUGAACCUGUGCCAACAACUGGAUCCCUUGUCGCACUGACGAAGCCACAAUUUUACCCCUGUUCACUAUGCGGUGACUCUCGCAAGGGUCCAGAAUAUCUUCGUAACCAUCGAUUUCGAACAAGUGAGACCGACUCCGCUCAACGACAUCCUCUGUGCAAAUAUUGCCUCAACCGUGUGCGCUCAACCUGCGAUUUCUUAGGCUUUUUACGGAUGGUCAAGGAUGGCCAUUGGCGAGCCGAUAAUGAGGAUCAUGAGAAGGCUGCCUGGGAGGAGAGCGUUCGACUCAGAGAGCAGAUGUUUUGGUCUCGCAUUGGAGGAGGUGUCAUCCCAAGCAUUCCAGCCCCGAUCUCUAUCGACAUGGAGAAAAGUCCGCGUAACAGCGACGACGGCAGUGUGAGGUCUGACCAUCUUGAAGUCCCUGGUUUUCAAACCCCACCCACGACAAUGGAGCGAACGCUAAGCGAUAUAAGUAACGUUGUACCGAUAGAAGAGCCACAUACACCUCCUAUGCAGAUCGAUGGGCCCAGGAGUGUUCGCACUUCCGUUCAGUCUCUUGAAGUAAAAAGUGCCUCUGGAUCAGAGGAGACAAAGCGACUAUCCCUCACGAUCCCAGCCACGGAUUAG
Molecule: messenger RNA, 2010 nt
Organism: Fusarium pseudograminearum CS3096
Lineage: Eukaryota; Fungi; Ascomycota; Sordariomycetes; Hypocreales; Nectriaceae
Exons: 1
Coding region: 1-2010 (669 amino acids)
Biological process (GO): exocytosis
Cellular component (GO): Golgi to plasma membrane transport vesicle; cell tip
Molecular function (GO): guanyl-nucleotide exchange factor activity
Source: RefSeq, a predicted model, not a curated record